CUUCCUAAAGAUGCUGCAGGACGAGGACAUCAACGUGCGCCGCGUCGCUCUGGUGAUGUUCAACUCCGCGGCUCAUAACAAACCUUCUCUGAUCCGCGGUCUCCUAGCAACCGUGCUGCCCCACCUCUACAAGGAGACCCAGAUCAGGAAGGACCUCAUCAGAGAGGUGGAGAUGGGUCCGUUCAAACACACGGUGGACGACGGUCUGGAUGUGCGUAAAGCUGCGUUUGAGUGCAUGUACACUCUGCUGGACGGCUGCCUGGAGGGUCUGGACGUCCUGCAGUUCUUAGACCACGUGGAGGAAGGACUCAGAGACCACUACGACAUCAGGAUGCUGACCUUCCUGAUGUUAGCCAGGCUGGCGUCCAUGUGUCCUGCUGCCGUCCUCCAAAGACUGGACCGUCUGAUUGAGCCGCUGAAGGCCACGUGCACCACCAAGGUGAAGGCGGGGUCUGUGAAGCAGGAGUUUGAGAAGCAGGAGGAGCUGCGGCGCUCUGCCAUGCGCGCUGUCGCCGCCCUGCUGGCCAUCCCUGAGGUGGAGCGGAGCCCCAGCAUGGCCGACUUUGCCAACCAGAUCAGAACCAACGCUGACAUGGCGUCCAUCUACCAGAGCGUCCAGGGAGGGGAGGGAGGGGGGUUAGCCCACGCAGAGAGCAUGGACACGAGCUAGUUGCUAUGUAACAAAGAAACAGACGAUCACUGCUGUUUUUGUUAACAGAGUUUUUUUUGUUUAAAUUUUCCGCUCUCAGAAAAAUAAAUUUUAGGAUUUUGAAAACACUUAACAGGUUUCUUGUUUACUUUGUUUUCUUACCAAAACAAAGGCAUGUCCUCCUUCUAACUUUAGAUUCUGCUCCUGAAUGCUCUGGAUUUGUUUGGACCAGAGAAGGUAGGCGCUUUUAAGGUGACCCCCCCCACACGGCCGUUUUGGACGCUCCUCGGUUUGUCAGAUAUGAGAGCAGUUAUCAGGUCAACAGGUGUUGCAGUGAUGGAAGCGGUCAAGAGAAGUGGUUCAGAUAGAAGUGAUUGUACCCGACCUAAAAAGCCUCUGCAUGUUUCUAAUAAGCUCCACGAGCAGAAACGUGCUCAAACUAGGAUCAAUAUUGGAGAUGCUUUUGAAAAAUGGAGAGAGGUUAGAACACAGAAAGGUUUACAGACCCAUGCAGAGCUGGAUAAACACUGAAGCUUCAGAGUCCACCACAUGGUGACCUGAGUGAGCAUGUGCUCUAGAGAGGAUAUGGCAAGCCCUUUUAACAGUCUGGCUGACAAGUAGCAAUUUAGUUUUCACUAGUGGAAAUUACAUUUCAACAUGUCAAAGUUACAUUUUGACAUGUUAAGAUAUCUGUAAAACCAUUUUUACACGUUACAAAUAUAUUUCUACAUGUGGAAAUGUAAUUAUUAUAUUAUAUUAUUACAGAUAUCUACAAUUCAAUUUCCACAUGUUGAAAAGGGAUUGUUACUAGUGGAAAUGUAAUUUCCCAUUUCAGAUAUCAAUAAUUGCAGUUUCGAAUAUGUGGGCGUGACGGGCCGUCAUAUUAGUAGUGUACCAUACAGCCAUUGGUCGACUUUUAAAUAGUUCAUGAAUAUUCAUUGUUACUGUAUUGUUACUCUGCAACAGCUCCUGUCUGGCUCGAUUCGCCACAUUAAAGAUUCUGUCAAAUGCAGAAACUGCGGUCUCAGUGUUUCCGUCUCGCUGUAGCCUAAUUACCAUAUUAAUUUUGGAUAUGUCUGUACACAAUUGAAGAUAUCUACAAUGGCAUUUUGACUAGUUAAAAAAAAUUGUAGAUAUCUCUAAUAUAAUUGUUACACGUAAAAAUGUAAUUACAGAUAUCUGGAAUUACAUUUUUACAUGUAAUAAUUCCAGGUCAAGAUAUCAAUAAUGUAAUUUCGACUAGUAAGAAUUGCAUUUUAGAUAUCUAGAAUUAAUUUAUGAUAUCUGUAAUGUUAGAACAAUUGUAGAUAUCAUAAAUGAACUUUGUCACUAGUAAGAAUACAAUUGUUGAUAUCAAGAAUUAACAUUUUUACUAGUGAGAAUUGAGUUGUAGAUAUCAUGAAUUUCAAUUGUGACAUGUCAAAAUGUCAUUAUGGAUAUGUCGACUUUAAAUUACAACAUGUAAAAAUUGAAUUACAGAUAUCUGUGAUUCAAUUUGAAUAGAAGUCAAUGGCACAAGUUGACAAGUUGUAAUUAAGUUACAGAUAUCUACAACGAGCAUUUCCACUAGUGAAAAAUGAAUUGUAGAUAUCUUUAAUUAGAAUUGUUACUAGUGAAAAUUACAUAGUGGAUAUGUCGGCUUGGAAUUCUAACAUGUCAAAAAUCAAUUAUUGAUAUCUACAAUUGCUAUCACCACUAAUACUUAAAUGUUAAAAGGGCUUGCCAUAGAGAGGAGGGGGUGGGGGGAGACAGCACUCUAUGAUGUUUAGA
Labrus bergylta (ballan wrasse) is the source of this 2419-nucleotide messenger RNA. The record is from RefSeq and is a predicted model, not a curated record. NCBI's taxonomy places the organism in Eukaryota, Metazoa, Chordata, Actinopteri, Labriformes, Labridae.